Cicer arietinum (chickpea) is the source of this 958-nucleotide messenger RNA. The record is from RefSeq and is a predicted model, not a curated record. NCBI's taxonomy places the organism in Eukaryota, Viridiplantae, Streptophyta, Magnoliopsida, Fabales, Fabaceae.
CUUUCCCCAUGAUACUUUGGCAACCAAACCCGCUUCACCUCUUUCAUGCAUAUAUUCCUCUAGUUAGCCAUCUCAUCAACUUUUUCCCACACUUUAAAAUGCAAAAGCUUGUUGCACCAUUCACCACAUAAUAAAAAAUUCAAUGCGUUCUCUCAGUUAUCAAACACUUUUGUUGAAUGAUGUGUGAAGAAGGGAAGAGUUUCUAUGUAUGGCUGUUGCAAGUUAUUUGCCUCCUAGGCCUUCUUGUUCUGUGCCUAUGGCUGUCUUUACGACCGAGUAACCCCUCCUUCUCAAUCGUGUUAGUCUCUAUAAAUCGAACAUCAGAUCAAAAUGGAACCAUCUUUUAUAGCCUUGAUAUCGAUAAUCCAAACAGGGACUCAAGCAUUUACUAUGAUGACAUAAUAUUGAGAUUCUUAUAUGGACAGCAGGAGGAUAAGGUAGGGGAGACAACCAUAGGCUCAUUUCAUCAAGGAAAUCGCAAGAACCGCAUUGUAUCUGACAUUGUUAAUGCCAAAACUGGACCAUUCAAACCUCUCUUCAAGGCCAUAGCAAAUGCAACUGCUGUGUUGAAAGCUUCCCUGUUGACAAAAUACCGAUACAAGACAUGGGGAAUUAGGAGCAAGUUUCAUGGGUUAGACUUGAAAGGUAUUCUACCAAUUGAUUCUGAUGGUAAGCUUUCACGUAAGAAGAAGAAGUACCCUCUUACCCCUGAUUCCAAAAAACUGGGAAGGUUCAAAAUAAAGCAGCACUGAUCUCGUCUCCUUUAUUAUUUGUUUGGUUGGGUUUUUUUAUUUAAUUCUUUCCCUCUUCUUUAUCUUUAUCUUUAUCCUUCUCCUUCAUUUUUCACACACUAUAACACGUAUAAAACAAUACCAUUUUGUUUGCAUGUUCUUCUAUAGUGGAUCCUUGUCUGCAAUAUCUUAACUAGUAGAAAUGCAUGUUUGGGUUGCUUGUUGUA